AAACAAAUAAAUUUUCUUGUGAACAACAUUGAAUGAGCUCAGGCAUUCAAAUCUUCAAGGUCCCUCUAUCACAAAUGCUCUUACCGAGGUACACCCAAAUUUCUCAACAAUGAGAGCAACUUUAAUGCGCCUCAAAUUUCUCAACAAUGACUCCAUAUAUAUAAACAAUCUCUUCCUUAGUUCCCAAAUCAUCCCACAAAACAAUAAAAAUACUACUCUCUCACUUUCUUUGCUUCAACUCUCUUUCUCCUUAAAAAAUGGCACCCACUGUUACUAAUGUUGCAGAGAAAACCCAAAUGCUAGAGACCGAUUCCAACUUGGGAUCGGCCAUGAAAGAUACCCCCAACGAGACAGAGCUCAAUUCGAACGAAAAUGCCCAUGAAAAGGAUAAGCUGUUUGAUUGUGAGACCGAGAAAAAAACGGACGAGAAAGAAGAUAAGAAGGUCGAGCAAGACGAACCAGAAGAACAUGCCUUAGGAAACGAGAAGGAUGUACCAGUCGAGGCUGAACAGAAAACCGGAGUUACUUUUCCGGUCAUGCUGAGCGAUGGGAAGAAGCUGAAUUCUGUUGGCCUGAGAAAGAAAAGCAUGCUCGGGCUCGGGAUCAAGAUUUAUGCCUUUGGGAUAUAUGCUGACAAUGAAAAACUGAAAGACCUUCUGAGUACGAAAAUCGGAAAAGCAUCAUCUAAAGCAACAAAAGAAAUGUAUCAAAUGGUGAUAGAUAGCGAUGUGGAUAUGAUGGUUCGGCUGGUUAUUGUUUUCUCAGGCCUUACCAUGAACAUGGUGAGGAAGAACUUUGAUGAAGGCCUGGGAGCAUCCAUCAAGAAGCUCACGGGAGGGAAGAACGAUGAGCUCACGAAAAAGAUUAUGGGAGAAGCGUCCGAUGACAUAAAGCUUACCCCAGGAUCUGUGAUUGAGAUAUCCAGGCUUCCAGGAUAUACUCUCCAAACAAAAGUUAUGAAUGAGGUUGUGAGCAGAGUUGAAAGCGAGUUUCUCUGCAGGGCAUACAUACAUAUGUAUUUGGGAGACGAUCCUCUUGAUAAAGAAGCAAAGGAAAAAUUCGGGGCAUCCCUGCUUUCUCUUUUCCAAGGACCUGAGGAUGAAUAAUAACAAGGUCUGUGUGAGGAAUAAUUCCUAAGGCUGAUUUGCAGUGCUUAGGAAUAACAUAAAUAAGUGGUGAUGGGAAGGAAGUUUAUUGCUAUCCUCUUCAUGGGAGGACUGUUUUAAUGCUUUUUUCUAGUUGAAGUUCAAGUGUGUAACCUGCUCAUUUCUGCACUUAAUAUAAUAAGGAAAACCCCAUGUUUUUUUUUUUUUUUCUUUUUUCAUACAUGUUU
Molecule: messenger RNA, 1333 nt
Organism: Striga asiatica
Lineage: Eukaryota; Viridiplantae; Streptophyta; Magnoliopsida; Lamiales; Orobanchaceae
Source: the annotation of a GenBank genome assembly